CCUAUAGUAAUUAGACCGUCUAAAGUCUCCUUUUCCUUGUCUCGCGAUAAAAGUCCUAAAUCACCCCAUAUUCUUCCCCCACGCCUUCCAAACCUACCGCUCUCGAACUCUCCAUUAUCAUCUUCACCCUAGAAAUGGCCGCCAAUACGGAGAAUCUCGCCACUGCCACCAGUCCUCUCCAAGACAAUCCUGGCAAAACCCUAAACGAUACAGUCCCUCCCCUCGCCAAGCCAGAUCGUGUCGAGGAUUCCACCAUCACCUCCCCAUCCGCCGUUAAUUCAGACGCAAACGCUCUUAAGAAGGACGGCGAGGAUUCGAAGAGCAGCAAGGGUACAUCAGUUAGCUCGCGUUCAGGGGAUACCGCCCCAGUUUCUGACACAGAAAAGAAGAUCCGGCGCGCCGAGCGCUUUGGAAUCACUGUUCAGUUGUCUGAGGAAGAGAAACGCAAUUCUCGAGCUGAAAGGUUUGGCACUGGGGUCGCAUUAAAGACAUCGGAGCAGUUGAAGAAGAAGGCUAGAGCAGAAAGGUUUGGACUUCCUGUGACCGCUGAUGAGGACGCAAAGAAAAAAGCUCGACUUGAGAGAUUUGCACCAAUUUCUAAGGCAGAUACACAGGAAGAAGAGAAAAGGAAAGCAAGAGAUAUCAGAUUUUCACAACCUUCGUCAAAUUCUCUGUCAAUGAAUGGCAAGGGAAAUAUUGAGCCUCAGAAGGCAGCUAUUGCAGGCAAGGCUGGUGGAGGAUCCUGAAAAGAGAGGGCCUACUUAAGUAUUAGGUCUGGCAUUCUAACUAAUGUUUCCCUCAGUGGCUUCCAUCACUAUCUUUAUUUUCCGGCAUGAACUCCGAUGCAGCAGCAUUCAUUGUUAGAUAGAUAAUUGUCUACAGGGCAUAGGACAAUAUUUUUGUGAUACAAGGAGGAAUUUUUCCAGGUUUCAGAUGCAUCACAUAUCAAUUUACUUAAUGAGGCCUAAAGUGAUCAACAACCACCUUUGUUUGUUAACAUAUCUUAAAAUAUGCUAGAAAUAUCAGAAAUUCUGUGUUUUCACUAAUUAAUUAUGUGUCUUCAUCAAGCCCCAAAAUUUGCACAAAAUAUUUAAUGGUUGCUUGUUCUCAUUUUACAACUCCUGUCACAAUGACAUGUGACCUGCGUCUCAUUCUUAUAUAUAGUUGCACUUUCAUGAUCCAUCAGAAAACAUCAGUAUUAAGUAGCACUAUCAACUUGAUAUUUCAAAUGUUGGGCUUGCAAAUUCCUUGGUAACUGGGGAUGACUUGCUUUGUUUUUGUUUUUGAUUUUGCUUUUUUGUUUUUUGAUUUUUGUUUUGUGUGUGUUAAUUAGGAAAUAGGGGAUGACUUGUAAAUUUCCUAUUUAAUGAUAGAAUGGGUAAUUGAGCUUGCAAAUUCCUUCGUAACAAGAACUUGGAGUUGUAAAUAGUAGAAGUUGAAAAUAUAAGACCAUAGCCAUCUUAGAACCCUACUGGUGCAGCAAACAUUAGAAAUGCAUUCAUGAGAUAUACAAAGCAUGCAUGUAGUUUUUGUCCUAGGUCAACUUGACUUUAGCCUUACAUUUGUUUCAGAAGUCUCUUUUGUUUUGUUUAUUUAUCUUUUCUAUAUCAAACUUUGGCAUUGGAGUAGAAGAUAUAAUUUACUAAUCAUGAAUUGGGUGAGGUUGUUUUAACUCUAGUAGAUGCUUCUGUGUUUUCAUGGAAUCAAAAUAAUAGUCACUUGGUAUGAAAAUGCACGUUACUUAACUACUAUUGUUAGAAGCUUGAUCAUGAGGUACUUGUUUGGAAAUGGCAUGUUUGACAUGGGUUGAAUAUACUUAAAGCUGUCAACAAAAUGAACUUUUUGUGCUAACUAUUGAUCAUCAGUUGAGAUAUGGGAUACGAAUUUGACGAUGUGUAAUUUAUUGCCUCAGAAGUUCUGAUAUUCCUAGUUGGUAUUUUGAGAGUAGUAAACAUUACAAAGGUGGUCUUGAUUUCCUUUUGGCCUCAACAGUAAAUUGUAGCUUCAAAGGUAGGGUUUUGGGAACAGAGAAUACUUUGGUAAUGCAGGAUCAUUAUUUACCUGUGUAAUUUUUAGUAUUUUGGUUUGAAGUGCUUUGUUAUUAAAUAUUGAACGCAGUAUUUCAUGCUUUUAUAGAAGUAAGAUAUUUUGGGAUGGAA
Messenger RNA from Manihot esculenta (cassava), 2159 nucleotides. RefSeq names its product protein MODIFIER OF SNC1 11. The coding region runs from base 135 to 746 and encodes 203 amino acids. The transcript has 6 exons. The record is from RefSeq and is a predicted model, not a curated record. Gene Ontology annotation, cellular component: nucleus. Gene Ontology annotation, biological process: poly(A)+ mRNA export from nucleus. Lineage: Eukaryota; Viridiplantae; Streptophyta; Magnoliopsida; Malpighiales; Euphorbiaceae.